AGGGGGCGGCUGCCGCAUCACCAGAUGCUACUAGCGUUCAAUAAAUCAAACGGAGCCGUUUCACACCCAAAACUUAACAAGCGUUAGUGAGGAGGAUGGACGAAGGCACCGAGUUAUCUCUCACCAUCGCUCACAUCGUCCAGCGGCUGAAAGGAAGCCAUUUACACUCUCAGAUAGAGAGGCAAGCCAAAGACUGUUUACAUCAACCAGAAAUAAAAUUGGAGUCCCUCAAAGAUGACGUACGGAGCUUUCUCAAAACAUCAGGUUGGGAAAGAAAGCUUCAGAAUGCAGUAUACCGGGAGCUUCAUGUCCAGCUGCCUCCGAGUCAUCCCACGAUUCCUCCUGAGCAUCUCAAAGAGCCGCUGGCCUACAUGCGCAAGGCACAGGCCAGCUGGGAAAAGCGUGUCCUCAAAAGCUUGAACAGCAUGAGCACAGAGCUUGAAGUGCCUCUGGCUCGCAUGAGGCCGGCUGUGGAGCAGAAGGAGCUUGCCAACAAAUGGAACGAGAUGGGCACAGAUGAACCAGAUUUAAGUCGCUUCAGACCUGUCUAUGCCCCCAAAGACUUUCUGGAGGUGUUAAUCAGCCUGCGCAACCCAAACCAUGAUAGCAGUGAAGACAUCAGUGCCAGGAGCCACUGGGGUCUCAUCCAGGUUCCUCUCAAUGUCAGGGACAUCCCACAACUGCGAAAGGCCUACUCGGAGCUGAACCUGACCACAGGCCAACUUGGGAUUGACGACCAUGCACAUAUCCAUCCAGACUUGUUUGAAAGUGAGUACGUGCAACUUGGGAAAAAAGUACUCUCAGAGCAGGACAGUGCAGCGGCGCAGCAGUACAGCCGGCAGGGCUGCCCCACUGGGCUCCGUGCAGACCUGUGGGCUCUCAUUCUUAAUGCUACUAACCAGCCUCAGGAUGUGAUGCAUUAUGAACAGCUUACAGCUGGAGUUAUACAACAUGACCUCCUGGUGGAUAACCUUAUCUAUAAGGACGUUAAGCUCACUGCCAGUAAUGACGACUACUAUUUUGUGUUUGAAGAUUUUCUCUAUCAGGUUUUACUGUGUUUCUCCCGAGACACCGCCGUCUUGGAUCACUUCAAAUACAACAGUGCCACUCCACCCAAAUCCUACAUCCAGGGAAAGGCUGGAGAUGAGGAGUGUGCUGUUGUGUAUCCUCCCAAUGGUGUGAUCCCUUUCCAUGGUUUUUCAAUGUAUGUGGCACCUUUGUGUUUCCUGUACAACGAGCCAUCAAAGCUGUACAGCGUGUUCAGGGAAAUGUACAUCCGCUACUUCUUCAGGUUGCACUCCAUCUCCUCCUCUCCCUCGGGUAUCGUGUCUUUGUGCCUGCAGUUUGAGCGGCUGCUGCAGACCCACCUGCCUCAGCUCUUUUACCACCUGAGACAGAUCGGGGCUCAGCCGUUGCGUAUUGCCUUUAAGUGGAUGGUUCGGGCAUUUUCUGGCUAUCUGUCCACUGACCAGCUGCUUCUUCUCUGGGACAGAAUCCUGGGCUAUGACUCACUGGAGGUAGUGGCAGUCCUUGCAGCUGCUGUGUUCGCCUUCCGCGCUGAGAAUUUGAUGGAAGUGACAUCAUUAGCCUCGGCUGAGGCUGUCCUUGCUGACCUUUCAACUUUGAAGGUCAUACCGCUCAUCCAGAUCUUUCUGUUCGCCACUGCCAUCUGAAGAGCAUGGAAACAUGGGAGUUGUGUCCAUGGGAGGAUGAAGGAUGUUAGAAGAAAGCUACUUUGCAAUGCCAUUAGAACCACAACCGUUAAUAAUAACCAGUCAACACAAAGCUGGAGCGUGCAAUAUGGAGAAAUCAUAUAGAGAAACCUACGCAAGCAUUACACCCUCUGUCUUGCACUACUUUACACAAAAAAGCCAAACCCCUCUUUAGCAUGUAUGCACCAUAAAUAGCGAAUGCCCUGUAUCAUGUUAUAUUAUACAGUAUGUAAGUAUAGCUUCCACACCAGAAAGGUUAAACUAGCCUCCUCCUUAAGCCAUAUGCUGCGCAGGAAAGACGAUAUGCUCAGCAGCUCUGGGAUCAGCUGAGAAGCUCAUUAGGAAUCACAUGAAGUGGUGAUUGUACUGUGAUGAGAGAACAACAGCAACAGCUCUGAGCUCGGCUAAUGAAGUGUUAAUUAGCUGUGCAGAUCCUGCUUGUUGUUACACUAUUAGAUAAUGCUGUCUCUGAUGAGUGAGGAGAUUGGGAGCACUAGCGUGUUGAAUGAAAUGCUUGAUAUGUUACUUGUAUGACUAGAAGCUGCUGCGUAUACACGUUUUAUGAUAUUUAUUAAGAAAUAUGUUAUAACUGCAUCUUAAGGACAUUUAGCACCUCCAGUGCCAGUGAUUUUUUUACAUUUUAUUUUAUUUUAUUUGAAAUUAUGCAUUUGAUUCCUGAAUGUAAUAACUUACUUUGUACUGCUUUUUUAAAGAAGACCGUGUAUGUUGCUUUUGACUGUAAUGCAGUCAAAUCAUUCUUUCCAUUAAUACUGUUGUUCAUAGGACAACGCCAAGGGUUUCAUCCAGCAAAUUUUUAUGUUUAUUGCAACCAAGAAUAUCCCUUUGUUAUAUAAAAUAAAAUAAA
Cheilinus undulatus (humphead wrasse) is the source of this 2577-nucleotide messenger RNA. It is a transcript of the gene tbc1d19, whose product is annotated as TBC1 domain family, member 19. The record is from RefSeq and is a predicted model, not a curated record. The transcript is spliced from 21 exons. The coding region runs from base 96 to 1673 and encodes 525 amino acids. NCBI's taxonomy places the organism in Eukaryota, Metazoa, Chordata, Actinopteri, Labriformes, Labridae.